AUGCUUUAUGAUGCUGUAUUUGACAUCAAUUGUUCCACCUUACAUAGUAUUCCUCAAAGCCAACAUGUUUUAGCUCCUCGUCGUGGCCGUCCUCCAAAAUCUUUUGGAUUGCCAACAUUCGCAGUCAAACCCACAUUAGAAGAUCAAACAAAUGCAUUGCUAGAAACAUCGAACAAACAAAACAUCAAUGAAAGAACUUAUGCCAUGCAUCUCCAAAGUACUUCUAUUGAUAAAACUCCUAGCAUUGUGCCUCAUAAAUCCACAAGACUUACCACUCCAAGUCCCGUCUUCAACCCCGCCGUGAAUUUGGAUUUUCAGAGUGAAGAAGAGGAUGAUUCUGAUUAUGAUCCUUUUGCAGUUGUUGAUUUUGAUAAAGAUUUUAGCACUGACGAUGACAACAUUACCGGUUCUUACUCCAUGCCCCAUCCAUCAAAUGAGAGGAUGGAGAAACACAAGCACUCGGCAAAUCCUAAAUAUUCAAUGUGUUGUGGUAACGGAAAAGUUGAGCCACCUUUCUUGAAAACACUGCCUCCUCAGAAAAUUCCAACAUCAAAUACGAGUUUACAACAUGAUGUUCACAUUCACAUCUCUUGGUGCCAAUUGGAUAACAAGUACAACAAUGGUUGUGGACCACCCACAUUACGUAUUCAAGGUCAAUCUUGUCACCGAAUUGGUAGUUUGUUACCAUCUGAGGGUCAAAAACCAAAGUUCGCACAACUAUACAUCUAUGACACCGAAAAUGAAGUAGAAAAUAGAAUGGAUGGUCUAAGGAAUCCCACAAAUAUUGAUCCUGAAAUUUUUCAGCAACUGUCUUCGAUGUUGUAUGAACAUAACACACAUGCGAAAAGCUUCCAAAGGGAAAAGGAAAGAAUCAACAGCGAUAACGUCCACAACUUAAAGUUGAGACUCAUUUCUGAUCGCAAAACUGAUGGUAGGAUCUACAAUCAUCCUACUAUGUCUGAAGUUGCGGCGUUGAUUGUUGGUGAUGUUGACACUGCAGAGGAAAGGGACAUUAUUAUGGAAAAAAGAAGUGGAAAACUUAAAAGGAUAGAUGAGUUCCAUGCAAUUUAUCUAGCAUAUCAAUAUACAUUGAUUUUUCCAUAUGGUGAGGAUGGUUAUAGACCUGACGUGGCUCAUCGAGAUUUGGAGAUAUUUGAUGAUAACAAACGUAAUCGUCUCACUAUUAGAGAGUGGAUUGUAUUUCGAAUUCAAUCCAGAUCUGAUGAGGCAAAAACUUUGUUAUCAUCAAGAAGAUUAUUUCAACAAUUUUUGGUGGAUGGGUACACCAUGAUGGAUUCUGAAAGAUUAACAUGGCUCCGUAACAACCAGUCAAAGUUAAGAGUUUCCAAAUAUAAUAAUCUCAAUGAAGAGGGUGAUGAAAGUGUAGCGCUUGGGUCCAGUUUAGACAUGUACACUAUUGAGUUUCAAAAAAGAGGGUUGCCACAUGCCCACAUUUUAAUCUUCUUGCAUCCUUCAAACAAACACCCAACACCUUCCGACAUUGAUAGAAUUAUUUCGGCUGAAAUACCAGAUCCGGUGUUGGAACCGAGGCUGUAUAAUUUGGUUAAGACUCAUAUGGUGCAUGGUCCUUGUGGCCUAGCUAAUCAAAACUCACAAUGCAUGAAAGAGGGUAAGUGUUCAAAGUAUUAUCAGAAGAAGUUUCAAAGUACGACUGUAGUUGAUCAAGAUGAAUAUCCUAUUUAA
Vicia villosa (hairy vetch) is the source of this 1704-nucleotide messenger RNA. RefSeq lists its product as uncharacterized. The coding region runs from base 1 to 1704 and encodes 567 amino acids. The transcript has 7 exons. Lineage: Eukaryota; Viridiplantae; Streptophyta; Magnoliopsida; Fabales; Fabaceae. The record is from RefSeq and is a predicted model, not a curated record.